AGGUGAGUUGUGAGAAGAGAAACUGAGAAAGAUUGAAGGGCUGAAGAAGGUUUAACAUCUCAACAGCUUUGUUGGUGCUAUGAGAUGGACUGCUCAUCAAACUCGGUCACUGGGUGAAAAAAAUGGAGCUUUCAGAAACCCGCCAAGAUUUCAACAUCUCCCAUGGAAUACCAUUGGAUAGACAGACGGGAUUUGAAAUCUUUUAUCUGUUUCUUCAAGCCAUUUCAGAUUUCACUCUCUGUAUUUUUUGUCCAUACAAUAUAUAUAUGUCAAUCCCUACCUGUAAACUCUCUUAACAUUUCUUAAUUCUUUCCUCCAAACCCAAUAUAUAAGAAAACUCUCAACCACUCCCCAUAUGACGUCCCAGCGAUUUCGUUUCCACAAAUAAAGUCUCCUUCUUGGAUUCUCUGAGACCUAUCUUUCAAGACCCAUCUCCAUUUCCUCUUCCUGUGUUAUUCUCCCACACACCCACCUCUAUCAUCAUUCAUUGGGUUGGGUUCUCAGGGACGAAUAUGAAGGUUUCGACUUGUGCUUUGGUUUUGCUUCUUGCUUAUGCUUCUCUUUUGAGGAUUGGUGCCGAAGAGCUCGAACAGAAUCGACAGACGGAGCGAAUUUCAGGAAGCGCUGGUGAUGUUUUAGAAGAUGAUCCAGUGGGAAGAUUAAAAGUGUUUGUUUAUGAGCUGCCGAGCAAAUACAACAAGAAAAUACUGCAGAAGGAUCCCAGGUGCCUUAACCACAUGUUUGCUGCUGAGAUCUACAUGCAUCGGUUUCUGUUAAACAGCCCAGUUCGAACACUCAAUCCUGAAGAAGCUGAUUGGUUCUACACCCCUGUAUAUACCACUUGUGACCUUACACCCAAUGGGCUUCCUUUGCCCUUCAAAUCCCCAAGGAUGAUGCGAAGUGUGAUCCAGCUGAUCUCUACAAACUGGCCUUACUGGAAUAGGACAGAUGGAGCUGAUCACUUCUUCGUUACUCCCCAUGACUUUGGGGCCUGCUUUCACUAUCAGGAAGAGAAAGCUAUUGAACGAGGGAUUCUUCCUUUGCUCCAACGUGCUACCUUGGUUCAGACUUUUGGACAGAAGAAUCAUGUUUGUCUGAAGGAGGGUUCAAUCACAAUUCCUCCAUAUGCUCCUCCACAGAAAAUGCAAGCCCACUUGAUUACCCCAGACACUCCACGCUCCAUCUUUGUUUACUUCCGGGGUUUGUUUUAUGAUGUCAGCAAUGACCCAGAAGGUGGUUACUAUGCAAGAGGGGCACGCGCAUCAGUAUGGGAGAACUUCAAGGAUAAUCCACUUUUUGACAUCUCUACCGAGCACCCAAUGACAUAUUAUGAAGACAUGCAGCGUGCUGUUUUCUGCUUGUGCCCUCUAGGCUGGGCUCCAUGGAGUCCUAGAUUGGUUGAAGGGGUGGUAUUUGGAUGUAUUCCUGUUAUCAUAGCAGAUGACAUUGUGUUGCCAUUUGCAGAUGCAAUCCCAUGGGAGGAAAUUGGGGUGUUUGUAGCUGAGAAGGAUGUUCCAAGAUUAGAUGCCAUCCUUACGUCAAUACCGCCAGAAGUAAUAUUAAGGAAGCAGAGGUUGCUUGCUAACCCUUCAAUGAAGCAGGCAAUGCUUUUCCCACAGCCUGCUCAGCCAGGAGAUGCUUUCCAUCAGAUACUGAAUGGGCUUGCACGUAAGUUGCCUCACGACAAGAGCACUUACCUGAAGCCUGGUGAGAAGAUCUUAAACUGGACUGCAGGUCCUGGGGGUGACUUGAAACCGUGGUAGCAGCUAUGCCUUCUCUGGGAUGCCAUCAUUCACCCUUUUUUUUUCCUGGCCUUGACCUGACUCAAAUGCUGUUUGCAUCAAUUCUAUCGGGAUGCUGGCCUUCAUUUCAUUCAUACUGAGAAAAGUAAAUGUAAAUCCGCAUUUUAUUGAAAGCUUACUGAAAGCCAAAUCAGUACAUUACAAUUUUUUUCUUUCUUUC
This is a messenger RNA of Telopea speciosissima, 1962 nucleotides long. Its product is annotated as probable beta-1,4-xylosyltransferase IRX10L. The transcript has 4 exons. The record is from RefSeq and is a predicted model, not a curated record. Bases 513 to 1763 code for a protein of 416 amino acids. Gene Ontology annotation, molecular function: glycosyltransferase activity. Gene Ontology annotation, biological process: glucuronoxylan biosynthetic process; plant-type secondary cell wall biogenesis. Lineage: Eukaryota; Viridiplantae; Streptophyta; Magnoliopsida; Proteales; Proteaceae.